AUAAUAAGUCGCAUUUCAUGGGAAAGACAGAAACGACAGAAACUUCUAGAAACUUGAAUAACGUGCGAAUAACGUUCAUUUCGUAAAUGUGAUUUGCAAUUUGUCCUUGGUUUUUUAAUUAAAUGUAAUAAAUAGAAAAACUCGACUGUUAAUCAUGUUUGAUGUGACUAGUGAAGCAGGCGCCAGCGUUUUGGUUCAACCACCCGAAAAACGGAUUAAAUACUCCUUCGACGAUUUAUCGAAAGAAAUUCAUUUAUUGGAAAACAGGGGAAUCAAAACAGGAAUUAGUAAUUGCAAGAAUGCCACUUUCUUUCUGGACGAGCAAAAAAUUGAUCUUCUAAAUAUCACUGAUGAAAAAAUGUCACUGAUAAAUUUCGAUAAUUAUCCUUCUGUUGAAUCCGCUACUGAGAAUAUUCGUAAAAAAUUUCGUAAAUCACGAAGCAGACAAUUGGACGGCGAUAAUUCUUUUCUAAAUCACCUUGGACAAUCAAUCACCUCGAAAUUAUUGGGCGAAAACUUUCAAGUAAUUCCAUAUAAAUUCGUCAUUUACGAGAAAUACGAUUUUCGUCUUCCUCGUGAAAAUAUAAAAGAAAAUGGUUUGAAAAAAUUAUUAAUCGUCGUCUGUCCAACUUACUGUAAGGGUGGGAAAAUCUACUUUCCCGAGAUGAGAAAAAAAUUCAUUCACGAAACCAAAAAAUUAUUGAGUUUCGUUCUUUUUGAUAUUAACACUCAAUAUCACGUCUCACAAGUCACCGAAGGUUUACGCUCAUUAAUAGUGUAUAAAAUUUAUGAAGAUUGCUUUCAACUUGAAUUGAAGAGUCUCACUGUGUUCAAUGUGGAAUGUGUGAAGACAAUAUUGCAAAAUGUGGUGGAAAAAAAUAUUGUCAUUCCAAUGACGGAGGGAAAUAAUACGCAGAAAAUUUGCGAUGACAUGAAAUUGAAGUACGAGAGAGUUUAUUCGAAUCAAAAGUGUCCGGAGCUUGUCUACAGUUAUGUUUCUGAUGAUCCGGACUAUCAUCCCGAUGAACAUUGGCCUUUUAAACAUUUGAAAACAUGUUCAAUAGAGUAUCAUGUUGGAGCGUUUGUUAAUUUGCCAAAUCAAUUGAAUAGCGAGCAAUUGACGAGAUACUGCAGAUAUUCGGAUUCGUACUUGACUCAUGGAAUUAAAUCUCAGAGCUGUUAUUACUGCUUUAUUUUACUUAAUCCAUGCAGGGAUUAUCGGCCAACGAUGUUUAAAGUUGAAAAAAAAUAGUUGAAAACCGCAAUGUUGGUUUCAUUCUCAUUUUAUUGUAAUCUUUAAAAUAUUUUAAUACUAAAAUUUUAAUAAGUCAGUAAGUUGACGAUUUAAGUUUAAAAUUGUUUUUUUUAAAAAGCGAAGAUAGUUUAUGUUCUUAAACUAAAAAGUAAAGAUUUAAAAUUAUAAUUUAAAUAUUAAACACAUAAAAAUUAGGAUUGUUAUAAUCACGCUUGUAAAGCAUGAAAAGAGUUUAAAAUAAAAUGUUCCUAUAGUUUUAACA
This is a messenger RNA of Leptopilina heterotoma, 1517 nucleotides long. RefSeq lists its product as uncharacterized. The transcript is spliced from 2 exons. The coding region runs from base 155 to 1252 and encodes 365 amino acids. NCBI's taxonomy places the organism in Eukaryota, Metazoa, Arthropoda, Insecta, Hymenoptera, Figitidae. The record is from RefSeq and is a predicted model, not a curated record.